Neltuma alba is the source of this 1086-nucleotide messenger RNA. Its product is annotated as probable indole-3-pyruvate monooxygenase YUCCA8. NCBI's taxonomy places the organism in Eukaryota, Viridiplantae, Streptophyta, Magnoliopsida, Fabales, Fabaceae. Gene Ontology annotation, molecular function: NADP binding; flavin adenine dinucleotide binding; N,N-dimethylaniline monooxygenase activity. The record is from RefSeq and is a predicted model, not a curated record. Gene Ontology annotation, biological process: auxin biosynthetic process.
CUGGGAUCCUUCGCUUACCCACAAACCCAAUAUUAGAGCUGAAUGAUGGAGAACUUGUUUCGCCUAGUCGAUCAUGAAGACUUGUUCUCUCGGCGCUGCAUUUGGGUGAACGGCCCUGUGAUCGUCGGAGCAGGCCCCUCCGGCCUAGCCACGGCGGCUUGUCUCAGAGAACAAGGCGUCCCUUUCAUGGUUCUUGAGCGAGCUGAUUGCAUAGCCUCUCUCUGGCAGAAGCGAACCUACGACAGACUCAAGCUUCACCUUCCUAAGCAGUUCUGUCAGCUCCCCAAAGUUCCAUUCCCAGAGGACUUCCCAGAGUACCCCACAAAGAGACAAUUCAUCGACUACCUCGAAUCAUAUGCUAAGCGUUUUCAGAUCAACCCACGAUUCAACGAGUGCGUUCAAUCCGCUAGGUACGACGAGACCUGCGGCUUCUGGCGGGUCAAGACCGUUUCCACGGUCGGGUCUACUCGAACUGAGGUCGAGUAUAUUUGCCGGUGGCUCGUGGUGGCCACCGGCGAGAAUGCCGAGUGUGUCAUGCCUGAUAUCGAAGGGUUGGGUGAAUUCAAAGGUGAAAUCAUUCAUGUGUGUGAUUACAAGUCAGGGGAAAGUUUCAGGGGAAAGAAAGUUCUCGUUGUGGGGUGUGGCAAUUCCGGCAUGGAGCUCUCUCUCGACCUCUGUAACCACAAUGCGUCACCUUCGAUGGUUGUUCGUAGCUCUGUUCAUGUAUUACCCAGAGAGAUAUUCGGAAAAUCAACGUUCGAACUGGCCGUUAUGAUGUUGAAGUGGCUACCUCUCUGGCUCGUCGACAAGCUCCUACUGAUUCUUGCAUGGUUGGUUCUCGGGGACGUUGAGAAAUACGGGCUAAAACGGCCAUCGACGGGCCCAUUGGAGCUGAAAAACCAGGGGAAGACCCCUGUUUUGGACAUUGGAACAUUGGAGAAGAUUAGAUCCGGAGACAUAAAGGUUGUACCAGGGAUCAAGAGCUUUAACAAGCACCAAGUUGAGCUCGUCAAUGGCGAAACGCUCGAUAUUGAUGCAAUCCUACUAGCCACAGGAUAUCGCAGCAAUGUCCCUUCAUGGCUUCAG